Lasiodiplodia theobromae is the source of this 1434-nucleotide messenger RNA. Its product is annotated as Autophagy-related protein atg28. The transcript has a single exon. Lineage: Eukaryota; Fungi; Ascomycota; Dothideomycetes; Botryosphaeriales; Botryosphaeriaceae. The record is from RefSeq and is a predicted model, not a curated record. Bases 1 to 1434 code for a protein of 477 amino acids.
AUGGCCACCUCUCCAACCCCGUCCGCAGCCUCGCCCCCACCUCCCGUCGUCCCGCCCGCGCCCAUCACCGCGAGCAUCCACGCCUCGACCGCCCGCCUGAGGCAGAACCGCGCCCUGCCCGACAACCUGGUGCUGCUACGCCGCCAGGAAAAGCAACUACACGACGACUUGCAGGACCUGCUCUACCAGCAGGAUGAGGCCCUGCGCACUGCCACAAACACCGCCGCCGCCCCGGGCACGGACGGCGAAGCUGAUCUCAGCGGCAGCGUCACCCCCACCGUGCGAAGCUUGGCCGAGAGCAGGAGGCUGUCGGCCGACCCGGGCAGACAGCCGCAGCAGCGCCCCUCCAAUAUUGGCGUGCGCGCCGUGAGGAAGUCGAUCCGCUCCGCCAUACGUCAGCUGGCGGCCAUCAAGACCGAGGAGGGCCGGCUGCUCGACCACAACCGCGCGGGCAACGACGCCGUCGUGCGCAAGCUGGCCGGCUGGGCGGAACAGAAGCAAGGGUUGGAGGCGCACAUCCGUGCCAUCGAGCAGGGCGACGAGGGCGCCCAGACCGCGGCGCUGAGGGAUGAGGCGCACGUCUUGGAGGGCGAGAUACGCGAGCUGGAGGACAAGCUGCGCGCCUUGAAGGCCCGCCACCGCAGGCUGCUGUCGGACGUUUCCGAGAUCGAGAACUCGGUGCAGUCCAAGCUGUCGUCAUAUAAGGCCUCCCUGUCCAUCUUGGAGAACGACAUCAGUGCGUUCCUGCGGACUUCCGCGGCGCGUGAUCGCCAAGCCAGUGAGGCGCCUUUCUUCAAGAUCCCGCCGAAACGCCGCACCUUGGACCUGGCAAGGGAGCACUGGGACCAGGAACAGGAAAAUGUAGAGAAGCUGCGCAAGGAAACGGAAACGGAACGCGAUGCUUUGGAGCAGGGGGCUGUCAUGUGGAAUGACGUCGUGCAUAGAAUCUCGAAUUUUGAGAAGCAUAUCACAGAAGCGACCAGGCAUCAGAGCAGCGAUGAGGACCCAACAGCCGAGGCCAAGGAUCUUGUCGCCCACCUGGACGAGACGAUAAGCUACGUCGAGUCACAAUUGGACCUCGCAGAGGAGAGGGGGUGGAAGCUGCUGGUAGCCUGCAUCGGCGCCGAGCUCAGCGCGCUGCACGAGGGGCGCCGCAUGUUGGAGGCCAUGCUGCAAGCGGCAGGAGAAAUUUCGCCAACGCUCGAACGCGAGAAGCUCCUCGGCGACGUCGAGAUCGAGUUCCAGCCCAGCAGCUUAGCUAACAGCCAGAAGACCCUGCAGCAGAACGGCGGCGACUCGGGCGGGGUAACGGGCUCGAAACAAACCCCGGCCCUUCGGCAGCCCCGUCCCGACUAUCACGGUACCGACGAGGACGAACCGGACCCAGAGCUGCUCAUAUCGCAUCAGGAUACGGAUGAUGAGCAUCUUGGAUGA